AUGGCCGUUUUCGGACUCUUUCCGUCGCAAAACAGAUACCAGCUAGGGAAAGGAGGUACAAUGACGCAAUAUCGUCUCAUGCGUGCAGAUCAUGAAACUUCGAAGACACGACUUGCGGGAGCUUGCGAUAUACGAUACACUCUGAUAUUGAUCCUCACUCUCGUGUGCAUCUCUUGUCUUUACUGGAUCCGGUUCACCGAUCGAGAAAUAUGCUUGGUCGGGGUCGGGAAUGCGGUGAACAGGAGUCUUCCGGAAUCUCCUCCCCGCAUUUCGCUUCUCGAAGGAAUCACGAGCGUUCCCCUGAGCCGGUCAACGACCAAACGAGAAGUGAAAGCUCAAGACGAACUCAAUCUAACCGAGAUCCAAGAGAAAUUCAUCCUGUACACUGCGAAAUGCCACAUACCGAAUUACGACUUCAAAGAACCCAAUGUCUUGAAGAAAUAUUAUAGCAAACCUCCAAGAAAAUGCUCAAAAGACGUGGAGCCGUUCAUCUUCUAUCCGAAACUCAAUCAGACUGGCGGGUUUUCGUGCAUCGGGGUCGACGAUACCCAAUACAAAAAAUUCUACUCCGAUCGCUUUGAGCUCGACAAUUGUACCUACAUGGAAACCCAGAGGGAUCUGAGUCAUAUCAAGAUCGAUUAUUACCACAAGUUCGGAGACCCGAAACCGCUGAGGGUUGACGAUUGCCCGCCAGAGGAAUAUCUCUGGAUCCAGUGCGGAGUGUCGAACAAGUCUUACGAACAGCCACUUUUCAUGCCGAAGGUGAAGCCCGUGGAUAGAACAAUCCGAGAGAACAAUUUGGGCCAGAAGCCGCUCCACGUGCUCAUUCUAGGCCUUGAUUCCGUGUCGCGGCUUAACGCUCACCGCCAGCUCCCGAAAACAAUCGCCUAUUUGAAGGGGAAAAAGAAUCUUGUUGAGCUAUUCGGCUACAAUAAGAUCGGUGUUAACUCAUCGCCCAACCAAAUACCUCUGAUCACCGGCAUACCUUUCAAGAACCCGUAUCCGAUCGGGCUGAAUCUUCGCGCUUCGAAUGCGCAUUUCGACAAUUUGACGAGAUUCCUUUGGGACGAUCUCGGCUCUCGAGGCUACCGUACGAUGUUCUAUGAAGAGCAAUGGAUCUACGGACUGUUCCUGUAUCCGCCACUGAGCGGCUUCUUACGCGAGCCCACGACUUACUGGCCUCGCCCACUCAUGCAAGCAAUCGACAAAUCUUCGUUGAAACAAGGGAACUGCGUGGGACCGGACGUUGCCGCAAAACUCUAUCUGGAUUACACUCACCAGCUGUUCAAAAUCUCGGGCAGCGAGAGACCUCUCUUCACCUACGGAUGGCUCAGCGAGGUUGCUCACGACAACAUCAAUGGAGGUCAACUCGUCGAUGAAUAUCUCUUGGAUUUCUUCACGAAGAUGACCGAUGACGGGAUCUUGGACAAUACGGCGGUAUUCUUCAUCUCGGAUCACGGAAUGCGCUUCGACAGUUUCCGUUACACUCCACAAGGACGUCUUGAGGACAUGUUGCCGUUUGCCUUCAUCCUCAUGCCGGAUCGAUUUCACACGGCCUAUCCAAACGCAAAGAAAAUAAUGGAUAUCAACUCUAGACGAUUAUUGACGGCAAUCGAUAUGCAUGCGUCGCUUCUGGAAUUGGCCGAUGUCUGGGACGAAGACAGAUUGAUUCGCACUGCGAACGGUUUCAGUAUUUUUAGCACUAUAAUCCCGAACGAGCGUACCUGCAAAGAGGCUGGUAUCGACAUCGAGUUUUGCGCCUGUUACAAUUAUCAUGCCAUGAACGCGAGCACUCGCCCCGCGCAGUCUAUGGGAGAGCUCCUCGUGGAGAAAAUCAAUUUACGUUUGAGAGAGACCGAAGCGACCAACUGCAGUGAUUUCAGACUGGAUAAAAUCGUGGAUUUCAUUAGACUGUCCGAAGGCGCCGACUGGACGGACUUUUUCAAAAUUUCCGUGGAGAUGGAGCCGUACGCACGCUUCGAGGUGACAGGGGAACUGAUGGAUCCAUCGGAGUUCGAGUGGAGGAUCCUGUCAGACUUCGAUCGCGUGGAUAGGUAUAGCGAUCAUUCCGAGUGCGCGAGAGGCCAACCGUAUGAGAAACUGUGUCACUGUAAAUUGUAAUUUAGAUUCACCAGAAUUUCGGGUGUCGAGAUCAUUGUAAAUAGAUAGCGAAGUCGCCU
This is a messenger RNA of Galendromus occidentalis (western predatory mite), 2180 nucleotides long. RefSeq lists its product as uncharacterized. The record is from RefSeq and is a predicted model, not a curated record. The coding region runs from base 1 to 2121 and encodes 706 amino acids. Lineage: Eukaryota; Metazoa; Arthropoda; Arachnida; Mesostigmata; Phytoseiidae. The transcript has 4 exons.